GGAGGGGGGGUGGAUGUACCCUGGACUGUGUAUAUUGUAGUAUUAUGGCUCAGUGUAUUUUAAUGGAAAAUCUACUUGUGCUCUAUGGGAAAGGAGGCUAAAAAUAGCCUAUGUGGGUUUCACAAGGCUGUUCAUUCUGUGACAGUGACUAGCAGGCACCAGAUCAUAUACAGAACAGCAACAGGGGGGGAAUAACAGACACAAUCUCAAUCUGACAAAUUCCUACAUUGGAUUACUAAAGCAAAUUUUUUUUUUUACAGUUUUUCUUUCCUCCAAAAAUUCAUUAAAAAUUGGAGGAUUUUUUUUUUUUUUACUCCGUCCCUCAUUUUUCAAAGGGUAUUAUUUUAUUUAUUUUUUUUAUUCCCACCCAGACAUGAAUUUACUGUGGGAAUGUACAGGCAUCUCUGCAAAUAGAGAAGGUGUUGUACUGGGAGAGCAGGCAUCUACAGCAAGGUUCCCGCAGGAGGGGAGACGUUCCUACCAGAGAAAAGAAAUGGUUGUGAAACGCUCCUCAAGACCCAUCUGUGUCUUUGCUUAGCAGAUACUGUGUCUGUUUGCACUUUACCAAUGAGAGACUCUACCAUGUUGCACCCAGAGGGCAGUGCCUUACUGAAGGCUGUGUGGCAGGGCAAAUUUAGACUGACGCGCCUUCUGCUGGAAGGAGGUGCCUAUAUUAACGAAGGUAAUGCCCAAGGUGAGACACCUCUAAUGGCAGCCUGUUUAGCCAAAUACGACGACCCUCAAAACAAAUCCCGGAUGGUAAAAUACCUGCUGGAAAAUGGGGCGGAUCCUAACAUGCCAGACAAGAUGGGCAAAACUGCACUGAUGCACGCCUGCUGCAAUGUAACUGGCGCGGCAGUGGUGUCUGUACUGCUAGAACAUGGGUCAGAUCCCAGUAUAAAGGACUACUCAGGGACAUCUGCUCUCAUGUACGCAAUCAACAGAGGUGACCGGGAAACGUUGAGGGUUUUGUUAGAUGCCUGCAAGGCUAGAGGAAAGGAGGUCAUAAUUAUUACCACUGACACUUCCCCUUCUGGCACCAAAAAGACAAAGCAGUAUCUCAACUCGCCUCCAUCACCAGGCAUUGAUGAUAAGCAGUCUCCGGGUAUCUGCAUGUCACCUUCUGAUAUAGAAAUAAAGACUUCCCUCUCUCCAGCUAGUGAGAAAGAGGAAGCAAGGGAUGUUUUUAACUUUAACAUGGGCACUAGGCUCACCUGUCCUUCAUCUUCCAAAUUAGAAGUUAAAACAUCAGAUCAUAUUCUUGCCAAAGGGAGGGUGGUUAACAAGAAGCAACUGAAGAGGCUGAAUUCAGAACCAUGGGGAUUAGUGGCCCCAUCUGUCCUUGCUGGAUCUCAUCCUGUUGUGCCGACGGAAAAUACCACCGUGGAGGAAUGUGAAGAAAAUAUUAUCAGUGAAGUAAACAACUUAUCCAUAAGCAAUAGACCAUUGCUCUCAAGGAGGCAUAGCAUAGAGGGACAAGAAUCCUCUUGCUUAAAGCUGGAUGAGCAGACCCCAGUGGAUGAACCUUCAGUGCUGGAUGCUUCAUGGGCUGAUAAAGUCCAGCUCAGCCACCUUCACCAGCCGCUGUCAAGACGCAAUACGGCACCUGAGGCUCAGGAAACAUCUAACGCCACAUUAGCCCCAACUAUCGCGACUAACUUACGUGGGGUUGCCCACCACAAGUUGACCCGUAUGGACCACUAUGAAUCAGAUUCUCAUCUUUGCCCUGAUUCCAUUCCUGGUUCUCCAGACUCUGGACGGGUAUCUUUAGAGAGGAGGAAAUACAAUGCUUCUCCAUUAACACUCUUUACCAGUUCUUCACGAGAAUCCUUAGAAAGUAUUCCUAGCGCAGUAUCACCGAUGUCUGUGCGACGCCGAACACCAGGGCUUUUAGAAAGAAGGGGAUCUGGGACGCUUCUUUUGGAUCACAUCUCACACACUAGACCUGGCUUCUUACCACCACUGAACGUCAACCUAAAUCCUCCAAUCCCAGAUAUCCGGGCUAAUGGCAAGGCUCUGUCGCCAGUUCAUGGAAGCCAGAAAACUUUCAUACCUGUGGCUCCAAGCUCUCCAAAACACUUUGACGCCAAAGCCAAGAAGAAACUUAUUAGAAGGCAUUCUAUGCAAACAGAGCAGAUCAGGCAGUUGACCAAUUUCCAGAAUUUAUUCAAUCAAAAUGAUUCUUCAAAUUAACUCCAGAACAAUGACUACGAAACAGUGGAAUACUCUUAGCCACAUGCACGCCAUGACUAUUUCUAGCUCUCUAUGUUUCCACAUAGCAACAAGAAAUGCAUUAUUAUUGAAAAGGUAAUGCAGUUGGUUUAAAUAGCAAAUAGCCAACAUCUUUGGGCCUGAGUACGUCACGAGAUGCCACCGAGUAAAUGUGGAACUUCUGCUCCAAUCUACAUUGACAACAUAGAUCAACCAACUUCAUCCAACUUAAAAUAAUGACAUGUAUGUAUUCAAGUAGCAAAUAUGUGAAAUUUUUCUUCCAAAAAUUAAAGACGCACUUUGGUUUGGA
Messenger RNA from Xenopus laevis (African clawed frog), 2521 nucleotides. RefSeq names its product ankyrin repeat domain 34A L homeolog (gene ankrd34a.L). The record is from RefSeq and is a predicted model, not a curated record. The transcript has 2 exons. Bases 568 to 2193 code for a protein of 541 amino acids. NCBI's taxonomy places the organism in Eukaryota, Metazoa, Chordata, Amphibia, Anura, Pipidae.